Messenger RNA from Mixia osmundae IAM 14324, 699 nucleotides. RefSeq lists its product as uncharacterized. Gene Ontology annotation, biological process: peptidyl-arginine methylation. The coding region runs from base 1 to 693 and encodes 230 amino acids. The transcript is spliced from 3 exons. Gene Ontology annotation, molecular function: protein-arginine omega-N monomethyltransferase activity. NCBI's taxonomy places the organism in Eukaryota, Fungi, Basidiomycota, Mixiomycetes, Mixiales, Mixiaceae. The record is from RefSeq and is a predicted model, not a curated record.
AUGGCCAUCUUUGCGAUAGAGCACAUGGAAGGGCAGGAGUCGACGCCAGAAGCUCUGCCAAUCUGGAUCGUGCUCGAAUAUGCUCAUAUGCUACAGCUCGUAGCCGGAUCAAUCUCGUCUUCACAGCGAGAGCACACUUCAAGCGUCCUCUUCUCCAAUCUUUCGGACCACUCAGCGACCUACUUGACCAAGCAGCUUGAUGCGCGCAAAGCCACCGACGCGACCAAUCCCCACAGCCCAUAUGCGACGUCGACAACGAAGAUUGAGGCUUAUCUAGCUGACCACGACAUACCCAAGUCGAAAGUGUGCCUGCUUGAUCCUCGAGCACCUCAGGCGCUUUCGCCCGCUGAUGCUGCUCAUUUCGAUGUCUUCCUCUUUGGCGGCAUCCUCGGCAAUGAUCCUCCUCUGGAUCGUACCGGAGAGCUGCGCCGACUGGGAUUCCCAGGGCGGCAUCUGCGGGAGAUUCAGAUGACCACAGACACUGCCGUUGGCGUGACGAAGCUAUGCGUCGAAGACGGCCUCACACUCGAUCAGAUUCCCUUCAUCGAUCAUCCAACGAUAGAAUUCAAUCAGCAUGAAUCAACAGAGAUGCCAUUCCGUUAUAUCGUGCAGAAAGACAACGGAGGGCCUCUGAUGCCCACGGGUAUGAAAGACUGUUUAUACGAGGAUAUGAACAAAAGCUUUGAUUUCUAGUCGCAA